UUUUUUUAAUACAUAUAAAUAUACAUAUACCAUUUAGCAAUUUUACAUUACAUAUUUAUUAUUUUAUUUUAUUUUUUUUGAAUAAGACAAACAUCAUGUCGUCCUUACUUAGCUUCCAACUUCGACAAGAGAAAGAACAGCAGCAAAGGAUGCUUAUUGUUGAAAAAGGUCAUCAAACUAGUACAGCAAAUGGACUUCCUUCACCUCCAAAUUCCUUUUGUGGUGAAGAGUCAUCUACAUCUGCAGCUCCUGUUGUCCUAAUUAACGAACAGAAAAAACGAAGAGACUCACUCCAAACAGUCUUUAAUGAUAUGUCUAUUAAAGACUAUUCAACUUCUAUGCCAGAAAACUAUACAAUUGAUCAUUCAUUAAUACCAUUACCCGUAAGUCAUAAACGAAGUCUACACGCAACUUCUUCUACAAGUACUACAGCAACUGCUACAGCAGCAGCUACUGGAGGACUAACUAUCCGUAACCGUCGCCAAUCAGAAAUAAAUAUUAGUAGUUCUGCAGGUAGAAGAAAGAGUACUUUUACUAUUAAUCGAGGUCUUUCGGAAUCAUUUAGUGGACAAUACCGAUGCAAUGACUGUGGAAAGUCAUAUAAAAGCCCCAAUUGUUUACAAAAGCAUCGUUGGGAGCAUUCAGAGGAAUGGGAAAUUACAAAAAAAUUACCUUUAACAAAGCAUCAACAAGUCCAGAUGCUUGAGGCUGCUGCUAUUUUGAUUAAUAUGGAACGUAGAGGCUCUGAGAAAAAAUUAUACACUCAAAGCGAUGAUAUAUCACAACAAAUUGAGAAUAGAAAAACUAUUAUUUCAGAUGAAGAAGAAGAUGAAGUUGAGUCGAUUGUCAUUGACGAUGAAGAUGGAGACCUAGAGAAUCUUUCUAUAGGAUCAAAUGAAUCUUCUGGUAUUUUUAUUGAAGACCUUUAACAGCGUACAUUUAUAUAACAAAAAAAAAAAAAAACCUCCCCCCUCCCCUAUAUUUACAUAACACUUUUUAUAUAUACACAUAUAUAAGCAUAUUUUAUAUAUUACAUUUCUAACUUUUACCCUUUUAUAAUCAACUGUAAAACUACUAUUAUAAUCUCUUUACUAUGCACUCUCCUUCUACUUCUCCCUAGUAUCAUUUUUUAUUUUAUUUUAUUUUUUUAUACAUGACCAAAAAAACAAAAAACAAAAAAAAAGGACUAAUAUAACUAUAUAUACAUACAUAUU
Molecule: messenger RNA, 1214 nt
Organism: Cokeromyces recurvatus
Lineage: Eukaryota; Fungi; Mucoromycota; Mucoromycetes; Mucorales; Mucoraceae
Exons: 1
Coding region: 96-929 (277 amino acids)
Source: RefSeq, a predicted model, not a curated record